Messenger RNA from Humulus lupulus (European hop), 2160 nucleotides. RefSeq lists its product as uncharacterized. The record is from RefSeq and is a predicted model, not a curated record. Lineage: Eukaryota; Viridiplantae; Streptophyta; Magnoliopsida; Rosales; Cannabaceae. The transcript has a single exon. Bases 1 to 2160 code for a protein of 719 amino acids.
AUGUCGUUUCAGCAACUGGAAAAUGAGUCCACUAGUGACGCGUGGGAGAGAUUCAAAGAGCUUUUAAGAAAAUGCCCACACCACGGUAUCCCACAUUGUAUACAAAUGGAGACAUUCUACAAUGGUCUCAAUGCAGCCUCUCGAAUGGUUUUGGACGCUUCAGCCAAUGGAGCCAUUCUUUCCAAGUCUUACAACGAAGCAUUUGAGAUUUUGGAAAGGAUUGCAAGUAACAACUACCAAUGGUCAAAUACUAGAGCUCCUACAAGCCGAAAAGUAGCGGGUGUUCUUGAAGUAGAUGCUCUAACCACUCUAGCCGCCCAAAUGGCCUUAAUGACCAACAUUUUAAAGAACAUGAGUAUGGGAGGAAAUGUACAGCCAGCUGCUGCCAUUCAAAGUGCAGAAGUAUCAUGUGUGUAUUGUGGGGACGGGCAUACUUUUGAGAAUUGCCCUUCAAAUCCAGCUUCGGUCUUCUAUAUGGGUAAUCAAAACUCCAACCGCAACAACAACCCAUAUUCUAACACUUACAAUCCAGCUUGGAGGCAUCAUCCAAAUCUGUCAUGGGGGGGUCAAGGAGCAAGUUCAAGUGGAGCACCAACACACGAAAAACAGUCAUAUCCACCGAGAUUUUCUCAACAACCAAGACCUCAACAACGACACCAACCUCAAGGCUCUCAAACAAGUUCUUUGGAGAAUUUAAUGAGAGAUUAUAUGGCCAAGAAUGACGCUGUAAUUCAAAGCCAGGCAGCUUCUCUUCGGAAUUUGGAAAUUCAAUUGGGGCAUUUAGCUAAUGACUUGAAAAAUCGACCUCAAGGUUCCUUGCCUAGUGACACCGAAAAUCCAAGGAGGGAUGGAAAAGAGCAGUGCAAAGUGGUGACUUUGAGGAGUGGGAAAAAUCUGGAGUUAAAUGAGGAGAAAGAUAAACGAAAAAACGAGCCCACUUCAAUCCAAACAGAAGGAGAAUCUAGUAAAAAACCAGCAAGUGAAGCUACUGAAACUGGCCCAGUUGAUACAGCAUUGGGUCAGCAAUCUGUUCCAAUAAAGUCUAUACCAAAACUGCCCCCACCAUUUCCUCAGCGGUUUCGAAAACAACAGCAAGAUGGGCAGUUCAGGAAAUUUCUGGAUGUUUUAAAACAGCUCCACAUCAAUAUUCCCUUAGUUGAAGCAUUGGAACAAAUGCCAAACUACGUCAAGUUUUUAAAAGAUAUUUUGACGAAAAAAAGAAGGCUGGGAGAGUUUGAGACUGUUGCUCUUACAGAAGGUUGCAGCGCCAUGUUGAAGAGUAAAAUUCCUCCUAAGUUGAAGGAUCCGGGUAGCUUUACAAUUCCUUGCUCUAUUGGUGGAAGAGAUGUGGGUAGAGCUUUAUGUGACUUGGGAGCUAGUAUUAACUUGAUGCCCAUGUCUAUUUUUAAGAAGUUGGGAAUUGGAGAAGUGAGGCCAACUACGGUCACUUUGCAAUUGGCAGAUCUUUCUAUGGCACACCCGGAAGGAAAAAUUGAAGAUGUUCUAGUGCAAGUUGAUAAGUUCAUUUUUCCGGCCGAUUUCAUCAUUCUUGAUUAUGAAGUGGAUAGAGAUGUUCCCAUUAUCUUGGGUAGGCCAUUUAUAGCUACUGGGAGGACCUUGAUUGACGUGGAAAAAGGGGAGCUCACAAUGAGAGCUCAAGAAGAACAGGUAACUUUCAAGGUAUUCAAUCCUAUACGUUCUCCAGAUGAAGUAGGAGAUUGUUUGGCCAUCACUGUCAAGAACUCUAAUAUGGAGGAAGAGGUACCCACAAGGUAUAGCAAGAAAGUGAGGAUGAGGCUAUCUCUUAAAGAAUUUGAGAGCAACAAUGAACUAGGGGCAAGUAUAAACAAGGCAUCGUCUCAUUUGCAAGAGCCACGUAGAAAGAAGAAAAAGAAGUGUGGUCGGAAAGCUCAUUCCCAAAGGUUUGAAGUGGGGCAGCGGGUGUAUUUCUCUAAUUCUAAAAUGAAAGCAAGUUCCAGACAGCCAGCAUCAAGUUUCUUUGAUUCCUUCUUGAUAAUUAAAGUCUUUCCUUUUGGUGCAUUGGACUUGCGUGAUGAAAUUUCAGAAAGAGAGUUUAAAGUGAAUGGCCAGCAACUUAAGCACUACCUUGGAGGGGAGGUCGAUAGAGCAAAGACCUCCAUCAUUUGGAAGGAUGCUUGA